AAGAAAAAGAAAAGGAAAAAGAAAAAAUCAAAGCAGAAAGGAAUAAGGAAAUCCUCUUUCAAGAGGAGGAAAGAAGGGGUGAGAAAGAAACAUCGAAGAAAAAACCCCUUCUUUCUUCACCCAUAUAAAUAAACCCCCCUCACACCCAACCCCUUCCAUUCCACCAUUUGCCAUGGCAACCGAGAUCUUGCACCCUCAAGACUGGCUCAUCCAACGGUUCGGAUUCGUCCCUACCGUCUCCCCCCACCACAAACCCUCCUCUUAUGACCACCACCCAGAGCCGUCCCGGAAACAAGCCCCAAAACGCGCCUUCCAUUUCGAGCAAUUUACGAAAAAGACAUCGGCUCCCAAGACGAUUGUGAAACGCGGAGAGUCGUUAGAUCCCCCAAAGAGGCGUGAAUUCCAGGGCCGAGAUCGGAGGAAGGCGACGGUCUCUUUCGACGAUCGGGAUCUGAUCGUCUCCGACAUCAACGUCUAUGCCGGAUCGGCCUUCUCGCAGUCGCCUCCGCCGAGCUCGCUGCCGCUACCUUCCUUCUCGAAGAAGAAAGAGAGUUUACCCGGUUUCGAUGACUCGGCGACGAGAGAUCUGAGGCGUCUGCUUCGAAUCGACUGAGCCGAUCUUGACCAUACGAUCGUGGCUCCCCCCCAAUUUCCUUCUCAGAUCGGAUCUUCUUCCUAUGGCUUUUUUUAAAAAUGGGGAGGAGAUCUGUAAUUUAGGGAAUUGGCGAGGGGCAAAUAUGUCUACUGAAAAGAAUGGAUGUGGGUUAGGGUUUGUUAAUGUAAAAUGAAUGUUUGAUGAUGAUGAUGAUGGAAUGGAAUGCAAUUCCACAAAAAAGCGUAUUUCUUGGAAUUUCAAGGGUUUCUGAUGUUUUUUAGGGUCUGGGGAUUUCGAUAAUCUUUCCCUGAAUUAGCUUUUUUUUUAAUUUUGUGAAUUGUAAGAAGGGUAGAAGCGAUAUAAAUGAAAUUAGUGUAUUUUCCUUUUUA
Molecule: messenger RNA, 984 nt
Organism: Magnolia sinica
Lineage: Eukaryota; Viridiplantae; Streptophyta; Magnoliopsida; Magnoliales; Magnoliaceae
Exons: 1
Coding region: 173-613 (146 amino acids)
Source: RefSeq, a predicted model, not a curated record